Molecule: messenger RNA, 2072 nt
Organism: Coregonus clupeaformis (lake whitefish)
Lineage: Eukaryota; Metazoa; Chordata; Actinopteri; Salmoniformes; Salmonidae
Product: von Willebrand factor C domain-containing protein 2-like
Exons: 3
Coding region: 252-917 (221 amino acids)
Biological process (GO): negative regulation of BMP signaling pathway
Cellular component (GO): AMPA glutamate receptor complex
Molecular function (GO): protein binding
Source: RefSeq, a predicted model, not a curated record
GUAAUCACUUUCCCUCUCUUUGCACGUUUCUUGCCUCGGAUCUGUGCGAGACCGGCUGGGCAUUCGAGAAUAUAGCCGAAAUUGUAGGCUAGAUGCACAUCUGAAACUGUUAUUAGGAUUUUAUAUUCUUCAACAAUGUGGCAGAAACUGCUAAAUGACCAUAAACACUAAAGCACAUUUUUGAUUUUUUUAAAUCCUGGACACUGGAAAAACACAAUCUCUUUCGUCUUGUUUUGGAUUGUUUUUUGGUCAUGAAAAUGGUUUCAAAUCAGCACUAUUCGAUGGGGGUUAUGCGUUCCGUGUUGUCUCUACUGUUCUGUAUCCAGUUCGGUCUGUCUUUCUCUGUGGCUGGACAUGAGAACACCUGUGAUGCGAACGGCAGCGUCUACUAUGUGGGAGAAUGGUACUUUCUAGAAUCGGACCACUGCACGCAGUGUGAAUGCACCACAGAGGGGUCAUCUUGUGCACGGACUGAGUGUACCUCUUUGCCGGCCGCUUGCAUCCAUGUCAGCCACUAUCCCACUGACUGCUGUCCAAGAUGUGAGAAAAUAGGCUGCGAGUACCGGGGAGUGGUGUACGAACUGGGACAAAACUUCCAGCCCAAUGAGUGCGAGCAGUGUACCUGUGACAGUGACGGCAUCGCCCGCUGCCUGGUGGCAGACUGCGCCCCCCCGCCCUGCGUCAACCCUAUCUACAACAAAGGGAAGUGCUGCCCAGAGUGCCCAGAGGGGCCCAACUGCUAUGUGGAUUCAACCCGGAGCCAGGUAAUUCCAGGGGGUGAGCCAGUGUGGGUGGACUCCUGCACCAAGUGCCGCUGUCACGACUCAGGUGAUGCUGGCUACUGGGAGGGCAACCGCUUGGCCACCUGUUCCCGCGUACGCAACUGCACCCCAGAAGAGGCUAGCCAGAAGAACUGAUUAAGUAGGACCAGUCAUUUGCCCUGGUAUAGGGUGAAGUUGCCCCUAGACACAGAUUUUGGGUCAGUUUAGAAUUUCCCCCCACUAAUGGUUAAUGUUAGGAUUGGGGGAAGGGAAGCUGAUCCUAGAUCUGUACCUAGAGGAAACUUCACCCCAGACCGAUUUUCCCCUGAAUGUUUGGUGGUUAUCAGCAGGACGGUUAGAGCGUUGGGCCAGUAACUGAAAGGUCGCUGGUUCGAAUACCCGAGGCGACAAGGUGAAAGAACCGGUCAAUGUACUCUUGAGCAAGGCAAGAGAUGGUUUGGGACCAUCUCAUGAUUCUCAUCUUGUUAUUAGACCACUUUUGAUAUCUUUAAACACAUCUGAAUACCUUUGGUGUGGGAGUGAACUAUCUUUUUAACAUUAUUUGCCCAAAACAUUUCCUAAUGUAGUUGAAGGAGGGGACAGUUUGACCCAACUGAGUCUGAAGACCUCUGCUUUUGUGUGUGUACUCUAAACAAGGAUUAAGCAGGUGAAGUAGCCACAUAUUUCUACACUAGUAAGAAUGUUUCAAUGUAGUGUAGAUUAUAGGGACUAUACUACAUUUUGGGAUGUUAUACUUCUCUAGUAGUGUUAUUGAAAGAUUUUGACCAACUUUGAUGGAUAUUAAUUGAGGUAUACCAUCUCCAUCUUAUUUGAAUUAGUCAUGAAUGGAACAUUAAAUGUAUGAAAAUAAUUGAGAGGUUCUGUAAGCUAAAUGCUUGUGUAAGCAAAAUGUUUUUUUUAAUGAAUAUUAUAGGUUUGUAAACUAUAAACAAUUCACUAUCAAGAAUGUCAGAGAUUCAUAGGUAUGAACAUGAAAACGUAACAAUGUUCACUUUCUUCCUUUACGUCCAUUCUUAAGGGACCAUAGCAUGAAACCCAUUAAAGGAAAGACAUCGUUCUUCUUGUGUAUGUUGUUGUGCAGCAUAUUGGUCCAUGCUGGCAUGGAUAGACUUUAUGCCAACAUCCAAGCUUUGUCAUUUCAGGCAAGGCUCUCAUUACACUUCUCUAGUCGACUCUCCUAAUAUAGUGUCUCUUGAGUAUGUUAUUGAAGAUGUAUGUUGUUUAUCUUUUAUCCAUGCCUUUAGGAACUCCCUCCAUCCUUCAUUAAAAAAAACCCAAUGUCAACUUACA